CCCGAAUACAGAUCCGUAAACCCGACCUGAGGCCGGGCCAGCUCUGAAAUGGAGGCAUACACGUAACACGUGCGAAGAGCCAGAGAGGUUGGGCGAAAAAAAGGAAGAAGAGCCAGAGAGGCAAGAGAGAGACAUGCGUCGGGACUCGGAAGAAGCAAGCAAAUAAUAAAAUACUCAAGCUUUUGUUCUUGUUUGCAAGGAAACAACACACAAAUUCUAGGCACCACCAGCCUGAUAUUACCCCCACCAACAGCAUAGGCCGGUCUUUCUUCUUCUUCUUUUUCUUCUUCUUGUUUCUUAUUGGUCUGAGCAAUUUGUGAUCACCCACCAAGUUCUUUUUCUGCUUACAGCUCAGGGGAAGAUCAUUUUGAAUCUAUGGAGCAGCUUGUCAACUUUAUUAUUCGGCCUCCCAGGGCUGAAUACGACCAAAAAAAUGAUUUAUUGGAUGAAGAGUUCAUAUUGAAAGGGAAAUGGUACCAAAGAAAAGAUGUGGAGGUGAAAAACAGCCGGGGUGAUGUCCUCAAGUGCAGUCAUUACAUGCCCAUUGUUAGUCCUGAAGAAAAGCCUUUGCCUUGUGUAAUAUACUGUCACGGAAACAGUGGGUGCAGGGCUGACGCCAGUGAAGCAGCUAUUAUUUUGCUGCCUUCAAAUAUUACAGUUUUCACUCUUGAUUUCUCAGGAUCCGGACUCUCAGGAGGAGAGCACGUCACUUUAGGGUGGAAUGAAAAGGACGACCUGAGGACUGUGGUUGAUUAUUUGCGAGCAGAUGGAAAUGUCUCUUUGAUUGGUUUGUGGGGCCGUUCAAUGGGUGCUGUUACUAGUCUUUUGUAUGGAGCUGAGGAUCCUUCAAUAGCAGGAAUGGUUCUUGACAGUCCGUUCUCUGAUUUGGUUGAUUUGAUGAUGGAACUGGUGGACACCUACAAAAUCCGUUUACCAAAGUUCACUGUGAAGUUUGCAAUCCAAUACAUGCGAAGAGCUAUCCAGAAAAAGGCUAAAUUUGACAUAACGAAUCUGAACACCAUUAAGGUGGCAAACUCUUGCUUUGUUCCAGCUUUGUUUGGCCAUGCCAUUGAUGAUGAUUUUAUACAACCCCAUCAUUCAGAUCGUAUAUUUGAGGCUUAUAUGGGAGACAAAAAUAUCAUCAAAUUUGAGGGAGAUCACAAUUCUCCACGACCUCAAUUCUACUUUGAUUCGAUAAAUAUCUUUUUCCACAAUGUUUUGCAACCCCCGGAGGAUGAGGUUGGGGGAACUUUUUUUGACACUCUGCACGAUAACUUUGGUAAGGGUAGUUGGAGAAGUGUGCAUGAAGUUAAUUAUGAUAAUGGACGUUCAACUGCUUCUAAAGAACCAGCAACGAGCAGCAGCCAACAGGAUGCCAUUAGACAGCUCCGUUCGAGAAGACCCAUGAGUCGGACUGAGGUUCCUUCUGGUAUUUCAUCUAAAGAUGACCAAUCUGAAUCCAAGGAUGGAAAAGCUGAUAAUGAUCUUUGUCCAUCAUCUUCUGAUAUGAUUAGCUUUGAAUUCUCAAACGGCCAUCCUUGUGAACCCCAUGUUCCAACCACAAUGGACGAUGAUCAAUAUGUAGAAUACCAACUUGAUGACCUGGCAGGUUUUCCUAGUGAUGUGGAUGAGGAAGAAAGGAUGUUCAUGGAAGCAGUGAUCUUGUCACUAAAAGACUUAGAAAUGAGAUGCCCACAAGCAGAAGAGCAACCACCAGGGGAUACCCCUGAUUCAAAGUUGUCCCAAAAGGAUGACCGGCUGGAUGAUGCCUCUCCUGCAGAGCAGCGAGAGCUGUUGGAGACAGAAUCCACUUCCACAUCGGUUGGGCACCAUGGGUCUUUGAAAACAGAAUCCACUUGUACUUCAGUAGUUGAAGCCCAUGAUUCAAGACCUGAGGAUCAAACUCGCACGAAAGUUCCAUCUACAGAACCUGCAUUGCAAACUCCUCCAUCCAUAAUGGAUUUGGGAAGCUCCGGGCCAUCUACCCAAAGUGAUACACCACCAGCAAGCAUCCAAAGCACCUCAGAUUCUGACAUGUCAGCUAACACAACAGCCACAGUAACGGUUGUAAAAAACCCUGCAAGCAAUGUCAUGGAUGGUUUGAUUCGUCGUUGGGAUUUUAACUUCUUUAGAAACAACCACAGUCGAUAAGAUGACUGUUCUUUCCUUCUAUUUUUUGCUUCUCUCCUUAGACAUUAUGAUGUAUUUGGCUUGUAACUAAAGUGUCAGGGUUCAUGAUUUGUAAAAUGCUCGACUGGAAAAACAAAAAAACAAACAAAAAAGGAAAAGAAUAGAACCAGUGCUGUGAAGUUGUAUUUUUAGUUGUAACAAAAAAGAGAGAUGGUUUUUCAGUUGCAGAUUCUCUACGUUCAGUUUUCACAACACAGAUGAAUAUAUUUUCUGUUGGUGUUA
Molecule: messenger RNA, 2412 nt
Organism: Prunus avium (sweet cherry)
Lineage: Eukaryota; Viridiplantae; Streptophyta; Magnoliopsida; Rosales; Rosaceae
Source: RefSeq, a predicted model, not a curated record